This is a messenger RNA of Pelmatolapia mariae (spotted tilapia), 963 nucleotides long. RefSeq names its product NK2 homeobox 5 (gene nkx2.5). Lineage: Eukaryota; Metazoa; Chordata; Actinopteri; Cichliformes; Cichlidae. The transcript is spliced from 2 exons. Gene Ontology annotation, molecular function: DNA-binding transcription factor activity, RNA polymerase II-specific; RNA polymerase II cis-regulatory region sequence-specific DNA binding. Bases 1 to 963 code for a protein of 320 amino acids. Gene Ontology annotation, cellular component: nucleus. Gene Ontology annotation, biological process: regulation of transcription by RNA polymerase II; cell differentiation. The record is from RefSeq and is a predicted model, not a curated record.
AUGUUUCCCAGCCCUAGCACGUCCACUCCCUUCUCUGUUAAGGAUAUAUUAAACUUGGAGCAGACUCAUGACGUUCUGGCGUCUUCUUUGGACGAUUGUUCUCGCAUGGACUGCUGCACCGUGGCGACAUCCUCCUCCUCCUCCUGUAUGCUGGGCCGAAUGAAGCAGGAGCCUCUCCGGGACAUCUCGUCCACCGCCGCCUCGCUGCUUGUAGAGGACACACACGACUCCAGAGCCGGCAGAGGCAAUCCACUUAACUUUGCUUCUACCUUUUAUGGCAAAUCCCUCAUGGAGAUGGAAAUAGAUAAGGAUGGAAAAUCUGAUGCGUUUGAAGGGAAAAGAAGAAAAGAUGGAUUCAGUGUUCCGUCAGAGUCUGUGGAGGACAUAAAGGCCGAGGAUCAGGACCGGCCCAAGCCUCGGAGGCGCAGGAAGCCCCGGGUCCUCUUCUCCCAGGCGCAGGUGUACGAGCUGGAGCGCCGCUUCAAACAGCAGCGGUACCUUUCGGCCCCGGAGAGAGAUCACCUCGCCGGGGUUCUCAAACUCACCCCGACGCAGGUGAAGAUCUGGUUCCAGAACAGGAGGUACAAGUGCAAGCGGCAGAAGCAGGACCAGAGCCUGGAGAUGGUGUCCCUGCCGCCGCCCAGGAGGGUGUCGGUGCCGGUGCUGGUGAGGGAUGGGAAGCCCUGUCUCGCGGGUGACGCGACCAGCUACAAUCCUUCCUACAGUAUGGGUCACAUUAACCAUUUUAGUUAUAACAACUACACAGCCUUCAGCAACUACACCGGCUCCAGCUGCAACACGAACUAUGCAUGCAAUUACCCCGCAGCCGCAAUGCAGACUAUGCAAGGAACCUCCAGCAACGGCAACUACAUGAACUUUGGGGUAGGGGAUUUCAGUAACGUCCAGAACACAUACUCCUCCAGUAACGGGGUGUCUUCCUUACACGGCAUUAGGACGUGGUAA